Molecule: messenger RNA, 558 nt
Organism: Daldinia childiae
Lineage: Eukaryota; Fungi; Ascomycota; Sordariomycetes; Xylariales; Hypoxylaceae
Product: putative cupin 2 domain-containing protein
Exons: 1
Coding region: 1-558 (185 amino acids)
Source: RefSeq, a predicted model, not a curated record
AUGACUUCAGACGUCACCCCACCAUCCGGCGUCCGCGUAGUCGUCACGGCCCACGAUGAGGAGGGAACCUCCAUCGUCCACUCGGACCAAAUACACGAACCCUUCAUGCCUUUCGGGCUCGGAGGAAGUUCCUUCUCGAUCUUUGACACUCGUUCUUCGGUGCCUAUAAAUAAUAAGGGAGAACCGCAGUACCUCCAGAACACGAUUCCCCGUCCCGAGCCGGCGGGUGUCACAUUCUGCAUAGCCAAUUUGGCGCCCCACCACAGCUCACCGAUGCACCGCACGCUAAGUUUAGACUACUGCGCCGUACUGUCGGGUGAGAUUGUGCUUGAGCUGGACGGUGGUGAGGAGAGGACCAUUAAGACGGGCGAGGUGGUUGUGCAGCAGGGUGCCAACCACGUGUGGCAUAACCGCACGGAUGAAGUCUGUAGAAUUGUAUUCGUCAUGGUGGGGGCGGAAAAGAUUAAACUUUCGAACGGACAGGAGUUGAGGGAGACCCCGAUCGGAAAUAGUUCUAAUUCUUGCUUAGAUUCCCUAGAGGAGCGGGUUUAUGCUUGA